AUCUAUUUUCCAGAAGCUUGUACAGAUGGCCGAUAGAUGCAGUCAAUAUGGUCUGCUCGUUUAUUUAUGCGUGUGUGAUUGCGCCUAUAGACUCAAAAACAAAGGGUAGCUAUAUCUUGACACUAGUAGCGGAGAUAUGUAUGGAGUAUAUAUCAAGGGUGUCCUAUUGUUUGUCUACAUAUUCGUCGUCUGUGGAAUACUAUACUGUAAUCACGUUGCCCAGAGGUUCUCAUUUUUGAACAAAAUGUUUUCCCGAGGCUUUAGCCCGAGUGCUAUCAACACUGACAUGAUUAGUAAAAUCUUUGUAAUCAAUUCAACGUCAGCGAAAAAAAUAGAGUCCAUGUCUUACCACCGCUUCAUUGUCGAAGAAAAUAAUAAUCUAAAUCAGACAUCGAUGGGAAGAAAUUCAACUUACGAACAAUCAACAUCAAAUGCAUUGGAAAGCGUUACCAUGAAAACCAUGGAACUUCCAACUUCUUCGACGACAACGAAAUCCAAAUUUUUAUUGUGCACUGGUACCAUGGGUAGAUUGGGCAAUCAUUUAUUCGAGUUUGCCUCAGGAUACGGCAUCGCGGCUAAAAAGGAUAUGCUGUCCGUCAUUCGACAGAAGGGUCUUGUUGAUUCUAUUUUUGAGCUGAAAAAUGACAGCCGGCUUUUGUUACUGCCAGAUUUGAAGGAAUGUAAAACAGUCUCCAAGCGGUUUGAGAGAUGGUGUAGUCGAUAUGAUCCUCGAUUGGAAAACUUCACGGUAAAUUCCAACCUUUGGAUUGGAUGGGGUUUGCAAUCUUGGAAAUAUUUCAACGACUCAUAUCGGGAAUUGCGUGAACAAUUAACGUUCAGAAAACACAUUCGAGAUAAAGUAGUUUCAAUUCAAGAGGGCAUUUUGAAAAAAUUCAACUUUACGUCACGAAGUGACGUCACUUUUAUAGGUGUGCACAUACGUCGAGGGGAUAUGUUAACGGACCCUCUUGGCUAUGACGUAGCUACGCCUGAAUAUCUUUCACGUGCAGUCACGUUUUUCCAAAACUACUCGAAUACAGUUUUUACUGUUUGUACAUUGGAUUUAGAAUGGUCAAAACAAUACAUGCCCAAAAACAUCAAAGUAGAAUUCAUUGUCGGGAAUUCACCGGAAGUAGACAUGGCUCUUCUUGCGUUUUCUGAUCACGUUAUUCAAACAGUGGGCACGUUCAGUUGGUGGUCUAGCUGGCUAAACAAUGGAACCGUCAUAUAUUACAAAUGGCCCGCCAAGGAAGGCGGGAAACUUCGAAAGACAUUUAGUGCUGAUUAUUCUGACUAUUUUUUGCCUCACUGGAUUGGAAUGUGAUACUUAAAGAUUCUAGUACCAUAAUGCAUUCAUCAUUCAAUGAUAUUUUUCAUAUUUACAAAAUGUUACACUUUGUAAAAAAUAAUCGCAUAAAUUUCUUUUGAAGGGCGUAUAACUCUUUUAAAAAUAGCAUUAACAGUUUAUUUAAUUGACUACAUACUUUCGCCUAAACUUGGUUUAAGUCAUUCUCAUAAUAAAUUCAAAAGACGUAUGAAAUGUAGCUAUGAUUUGUAAGAAUCGAUUAAUUCACCUCAGUUAUGUCAGUUAACUGCCUUUAUCUAAUCAAGCCUCUUGGUGUUAGCCACACAAUGUUCUCUACAGCUUUUUCUUGGUUGCUACACUCGUUUUUUUAAAAAUAAUUUUUCAUUGAGAGUUCGUAAUUUAUGCUUGUCUUACAAACUUAAAUUGUUUCUUUUUUACCUACUUGCGUAGGAUAGUAUGAAUGGGUUGUCUUUUUUUUCAACGGCCAUAACCUUAGUCCCUUUUGGUCUUUGGGCCUAUGGAGAAAAAACUGUUUUGUACUCAUUACGGGACUCAUUCGACAUGCGUUGAUUUGGGAGGGGGGCGGGGGGUCUGCAAUAUUCUUUAAAUUACAUUAUAGAAUUACGAAACUGAAACUUAUCUUAAAAGAUCACCCUUCUAUUAUACUUAUACUAGUAUGUAAUACAGUUAAUUGUUUUCUUUUAAAUUAGAGAAAGACCUUAACUUCACAUAAUUAUAUUUACCAAAGUCAUAAAACUACAUUACCUCUGCCCCUUCCAUAUUACUUUCAUCUUUCAAAGAGGGAUUAUCAUAGUAAUUUUUAUAAUAUGCCGUCUAAAAUCAAAAAGUACUUAUUUCUAAGCCUGUUAAUAAUUUACAAAGUGUGAUGAAUUCCUAUAAUCUCCCGGACCCUCUCUUAAUCUUAAAUCUUUGCAUUUCUGGCUAAUUUUGGCAUUAUUUAUCCUAGAGUCCAUUUUGAUAGUUUUGGGUUGUGAUUGUAUUUUGUUUUUGUUUAUG
Magallana angulata is the source of this 2323-nucleotide messenger RNA. Its product is annotated as galactoside alpha-(1,2)-fucosyltransferase 2-like. Gene Ontology annotation, cellular component: membrane. Lineage: Eukaryota; Metazoa; Mollusca; Bivalvia; Ostreida; Ostreidae. Gene Ontology annotation, molecular function: galactoside 2-alpha-L-fucosyltransferase activity. The coding region runs from base 137 to 1324 and encodes 395 amino acids. Gene Ontology annotation, biological process: carbohydrate metabolic process. The transcript has 2 exons. The record is from RefSeq and is a predicted model, not a curated record.